GACAUGAAAGCAAGUUUUGAAAUCCUGCCACCAGGCCUUCCUUGAGAGGUGGAGUGACACAGAGGGAGGGAGAGACUGACAUCUUCUAUGUGCUGGUUCUCUCCCCGAAUGUCCAUAACAGUCAUGGCUGGGUCAAGCUGAAGCCAAAACCAGGAACUCCAUUUGGGUCCCAGGAAAGCAACUAAUUGAACCAUCAUCUGUUGCCUCCCAGCAGAAUGGAAGUGAGGAAAGGAACUCAGCCGAUGCAGGAGCCGGAGUGAGAGCAGCGGACUCGCACGCCCCAGCCCGCACCAUGAAUUCGUGUCUCCCUUCUACGCGCUAGGAGCCAAGGGCAGGUGAAGCUGUAGAGAGCAAUGGCUCUCUUCACUCCGUGGAAGCUGUCCUCGCAGAAGCUGGGCUUCUUCCUGGUGACUUUUGGCUUCAUUUGGGGUAUGAUGCUCCUGCAUUUUACCAUCCAGCAGCGAACACAGCCUGAGAGCAGCUCCAUGCUGCGUGAACAGAUCCUGGACCUCAGCAAAAGGUACAUCAAGGCACUGGCAGAAGAGAACAGGAACGUGGUGGACGGGCCGUACGCUGGCGUCAUGACGGCUUAUGAUCUGAAGAAAACUCUUGCUGUGUUACUGGACAAUAUCUUGCAGCGCAUUGGGAAACUGGAGUCGAAGGUGGACAAUCUUGUCAUCAAUGGCACAGGAACAAACUCCAGCAACUCCACAACAGCUGUCCCCAGCUUGGUAGCACUUGAGAAAAUUAAUGUGGCAGAUAUCAUUAAUGGAGCUCAAGAAAAAUGUGUAUUGCCUCCUAUGGAUGGCUACCCCCACUGCGAAGGGAAGAUCAAGUGGAUGAAAGAUAUGUGGCGUUCAGAUCCCUGCUACGCAGACUACGGAGUGGAUGGAUCCACCUGCUCUUUCUUUAUUUACCUCAGUGAGGUUGAAAAUUGGUGUCCUCAUUUACCUUGGAGAGCAAAAAAUCCCUAUGAAGAAGCUGAUCAUAAUUCAUUGGCAGAAAUUCGGACGGAUUUUAACAUUCUCUACAGUAUGAUGAAAAAGCACGAAGAGUUCCGAUGGAUGAGGCUGCGGAUCCGGCGCAUGGCUGACGCGUGGAUCCAAGCGAUCAGAUCGCUGGCGGAAAAGCAGAAUCUUGAAAAGAGAAAGCGGAAGAAAGUCCUGGUUCACCUGGGCCUCCUGACCAAGGAAUCUGGAUUUAAGAUCGCAGAGACAGCAUUCAGCGGUGGUCCUCUUGGUGAAUUAGUUCAGUGGAGUGAUUUAAUUACAUCCCUGUACUUACUGGGCCAUGACAUUAGGAUUUCAGCUUCACUGGCUGAGCUCAAGGAAAUAAUGAAGAAGGUUGUAGGAAACCGGUCUGGCUGCCCGACUGUAGGAGACAGAAUUGUGGAGCUCAUUUAUAUUGACAUUGUGGGACUCGCCCAGUUCAAGAAAACCCUUGGACCGUCCUGGGUUCAUUACCAGUGCAUGCUCCGAGUCCUGGAUUCCUUUGGCACAGAACCAGAGUUUAAUCAUGCUAACUAUGCCCAGUCCAAAGGCCACAAGACCCCUUGGGGGAAGUGGAAUCUGAACCCUCAGCAGUUCUAUACCAUGUUCCCUCAUACCCCAGACAACAGCUUCCUGGGGUUUGUGGUGGAACAGCACCUCAACUCCAGCGACAUCCACCACAUUAAUGAGAUCAAAAGGCAGAACCAGUCCCUUGUGUAUGGCAAAGUGGACAGCUUCUGGAAGAAUAAGAAGUUCUACUUGGACAUAAUUCACACGUACAUGGAGGUGCACGCGACUGUUUAUGGCUCCAGUACCAAGAAUAUUCCCAGUUACGUGAAAAACCACGGCAUCCUCAGUGGACGGGACCUGCAGUUUCUUCUCCGGGAGACCAAGUUGUUUGUUGGACUUGGGUUCCCGUAUGAGGGCCCGGCUCCCUUGGAGGCCAUUGCAAAUGGAUGUGCUUUUCUGAACCCCAAGUUCAACCCGCCCAAAAGCAGCAAAAACACAGACUUUUUCAUCGGCAAGCCGACGCUGAGAGAGCUGACGUCCCAGCAUCCUUAUGCUGAAGUCUUCAUCGGCCGACCGCACGUUUGGACUGUGGACCUCGGCCACCGGGAGGAAGUGGAAGAUGCAGUGAAAGCGAUUUUAAAUCAGAAGAUUGAGCCGUACAUGCCAUAUGAGUUCACGUGUGAGGGAAUGCUCCAGAGAAUCAACGCUUUCAUCGAGAAGCAGGACUUCUGUCAUGGGCAAGUGAUGUGGCCGCCCCUCAGUGCACUGCAGGUGAAGCUAGCUGAGCCCGGGCAAUCCUGCAAGCAAGUGUGCCAGGAGAACCAGCUCAUCUGCGAGCCGUCCUUCUUCCAGCACCUCAACAAGAACAAGGAUGUGCUCAAGUACGAGGUGAGCUGCCAAAGCUCAGAACUGGCCAAGGAUAUCCUGGUUCCGUCCUUCGACCCCAAGAACAAGCACUGUGUGUUCCAGGGGGAUCUGUUGCUCUUCAGCUGCGCUGGCGCCCACCCCAGGCACCAGAGGAUCUGCCCGUGCCGGGACUUCAUCAAGGGCCAGGUGGCGCUGUGUAAAGACUGUCUAUAGCAGCCACUGGUUCGGGCUGUGCUCAUCCUAUGGGGAAAGCGGCCACGCUGGCCCCGUUGUGGGCGGGGCCGGGAGGCCCAAGUCAUUCAGGGACUCUGGCCAGAGCCUGAACUGUUUGAUCAAAGGUUUUGAUUGGGUUUUGCUCCUGCUGGGGACGGAGCAUCCCAGAGGAGCUUUCCACCGAAACAGAACGGGAGAGCAGUGGCCCGGCCGGGAGCCUGGCUGAUCCCUGUACAAUGAAUGCCCCGUUUCUAUUUCUUGUGGAGCACCUGUUGGGGGGGGGACUGUUGGUACAGCUGCCCCAGGGUAAAGAGAAAGCCUCAAGAUUGGUUUCAAAUGAAAUAGGAAGAAUGGAGCCAACUGGAAAGAACUUUUGUCCUAUUCCUAACCCAUUAAC
Molecule: messenger RNA, 2976 nt
Organism: Lepus europaeus (European hare)
Lineage: Eukaryota; Metazoa; Chordata; Mammalia; Lagomorpha; Leporidae
Gene: MGAT5
Product: alpha-1,6-mannosylglycoprotein 6-beta-N-acetylglucosaminyltransferase
Exons: 18
Coding region: 354-2579 (741 amino acids)
Biological process (GO): protein N-linked glycosylation
Cellular component (GO): Golgi apparatus
Molecular function (GO): alpha-1,6-mannosylglycoprotein 6-beta-N-acetylglucosaminyltransferase activity
Source: RefSeq, a predicted model, not a curated record